Messenger RNA from Anguilla anguilla (European eel), 10145 nucleotides. It is a transcript of the gene ncanb, whose product is annotated as neurocan b. Lineage: Eukaryota; Metazoa; Chordata; Actinopteri; Anguilliformes; Anguillidae. The transcript has 15 exons. Gene Ontology annotation, biological process: cell adhesion. The record is from RefSeq and is a predicted model, not a curated record. Gene Ontology annotation, molecular function: hyaluronic acid binding; calcium ion binding. Bases 403 to 4530 code for a protein of 1375 amino acids.
UCGAAUAGAGGAUUCUGCAGAGGCUUGUCAGCGCUCUUUUGUUCAGUAGCGCUUUGCUGCAAGGGAAGUGAGCGUCGCUGUUCUCGCGUCUUCGCUCUCUGUCCGUUGCAUGAGAAGAUCCUAAGAUUCAUACCCCUCUCUCCUGCCAAGAGAGAUUUCACAUAUUUAAAUUAAUUUGAUGGUGUACUAAACGUUACUUUUUACUCUUAAAUUAAUUUAGUUUUUUGCGGAAGAAACUGCUGUCUCGCAAUCAACUCGUCCUCAGAUGGUUCAGAUUACCAGCGGGCAGUAACGGUACACCUGCACUGAACAAGAACAACCGUUUACUAAGACCGCUCCAAAUUCCUGAAGACUUCGCUGACGUCGACGCGGCUUAGGCUACCUUAGCCCCAAAGGCCCAGGAUGUGGGGAGCAGGCUGUGUGUCUGGACUGCAGGUUCUGCUUGCUCUCUUCCUGUUCCACUUGCUGGGUCAUGGCUUGAGCAGGGCAGAGACGCUGGUGAACAUGCGCAAAGUUACCCAUCAGGCCGUGCGGGAGCAGCUGGCCGCCACCGCCUUCCUGCCCUGCGUCUUCACCCUGCGCCCCAGCCCGUCGCACGAGCCGCCCCGCAUCAAGUGGACCAAGGUGUGGGGGCAGAGGGGCCCGGGCGGGACCCAGCGAGAGCAGUCCGUGCUCGUCGCCAAGGACAACGUGGUUAAGGUGAAAAAGGCCUUCCAGGGCCGCGUGACCCUGCCCGGUUACCAGGACAACCGCUACAACGCCACCCUGGCGCUGACGGGCCUGCGUUCCAGCGACACCGGAAUGUACCGCUGCGAGGUGGUGGUGGGCCUAAACGACGAGCAGGACACUGUGCCGCUGGAGGUGACAGGUGUGGUGUUCCACUACCGCGCUCCGCACGACCGCUACGCGCUUUCCUUCGCCGACGCCCGGCGCGUCUGCCUGGAGAACUCCGCCCACAUCGCCACGCCCGCCCAGCUUCAGGCCACGUUUGACGACGGCUACGACAACUGCGACGCUGGAUGGCUCUCUGACCAGACAGUCAGGUACCCAAUCCAGUUGCCAAGGCCUGGUUGCUAUGGAGACAGAGAGGACUCACCUGGUGUGAGGAACUACGGCAACAGGGCCCCCGACGAGCUGUUUGAUGUCUACUGCUUUGCACAGAAACUGCAAGGCGAGGUGUUCCACUCCACGUUGCCGGAGAAGCUGAGCCUGGCCUCAGCCUCCACCCACUGCCACUCCCUGGGAGGCCAGCUGUCCACGGUGGGGCAGCUGUACCUGGCCUGGCAAGCCGGGCUGGACCAAUGCGACCCGGGCUGGCUGGCCGACGGCAGCGUGCGCUACCCAAUCAACCAGCCCCGACGGAACUGCGGCGGGGACGAGCCGGGCGUCCGCACGCUCUACCACAACCCCAACCGCACCGGCUUCCCUGACACCACCGCCCUCUUCGACGCCUACUGUUUUAGAGGGAACGAGGCAGGAAGUCAGGUGAUGGAAGCCGUAGGGUUCCUGCAGUCCGGGGGCUCUGGGUCCAACAGCACAGAUGCCGGGCCGAUCCCGGGCCUCGAUUCCAGCGACGCCUCAAAGCGGCCCGCCCCCCAGCCGUCCACCUGGACCGGCCUGGUGGACCUGGAGAAGGAAGGGAUCAACUCCAUCGUGGGCAUCGAGUCCUCGGAGAUCUCGGAGGAGCACGUGGUGAUCCACCUCAGGCCCGCCGAGGCGUCCGUGCGCUGGGCCGAGCCGCGGAGACCGGCCUACGGCGGGCUCCAGGAGGCCGCCGCCCCCAAACUCGCCACCCUCAUGAGCCUCUCGUCUCUGGAGAACCUGGAGAACCAGGGGGGCUCCGCCAGAGAGGAGGAGGCAGACGAGGAUCAGGACGUGGACGGACGUACGGAGCCUUCCUCCCCUCUGCGUUCCGCUGCCUCCUCUCCCGCCCCGCAGCCUCAGACCAGCAACGGCAUCUUCUCCAACUUCGUCAACUCCAUCAUGAGGCCCUGGAGAUACCUGACCGGCUCCGAGGCGGAGGUCCCCGCUGCACCGACCGGCCCGCCCAGGAAGAGCUCGGUGGAGAUGCAGAAACCUGCGGGGUCGGGAAAGGGAAUUCCAGGUGGAGGAAAGAUGGAGGGGAGCAACAGGAGCACCAAUAAUGACAUCAUGGAGCACUUUGAUGCAAAGGCUCCACUCAGGUCAUCGGGUGGUGGCCCCCCAGGUCCAAAUCAGGAACUCCCAGAGCGAGUGAGGAAGAUCUUUCAGGAAACAAGGAGCAGCAAUGCUACAAAGGCCAGCGUGAUGGAUCCCAAUGGACAUCCAACCAACUCACCUGCGUCGCUUAAUACAGUCUCUUCAGGCGGAUUAAUUGCGUCGGGACGUACAGAGAUGGCGAAUCCGACCGUAGCUGGUAAUGAAUCAUCAGGUUCCUCGGGUGCCAGGAUUGUGCCAGUUUCACCCCCGGCGCCAGGCAGCCAGGACGAAUGGGCGCUGGGGCCCGUGAAGGGGCCCGAGCUCGGUUCGGGCCGUACCGCGGGAGAGCGCGCGGCCGCCUCGCGGGGCGCGCAGGGGAGCGAGCCCGGGGCAGGGGCCGGCGGCGCGAGCGGCGGCUCCCGGGCCUCCUACCCCCCGCUGGACGGCGCGGCGGACACGUCGGGAGAACCGCCGGCCCUCAUGGAGGAGCUCUCUGCGCGCGGCGGCCCAGCGCCGGGCCGCCCCAAGGCCGCGGAGGCCAAGGCCGGCGCCGUGGAGCUCCUGCUGGUGCCGGAGAACUACUCCGGGGAGGGGAGGGACCAAGAGGAGGGCCGCAGCUACCCGCCCCCCAAAGGGUCCCCUUCGGACGGGCCGUCCGAAAGGUCGCCCCCGGAGGCGGAGAAAGAGGCGGAGGGCAGCGGGGGGCGGGACCCUCUGGGCAGACUGAGCUCUGGCGCUCGGGGUGGCGGCUCGGCCUUCUCCUCAAAAGAUCCCGUCGGCGUCAGACCCGCGGCCGACCGCGCGCCGGAGCAGCUCCACACUGUCAGGCAGUGGCAGCUGGAGGACCGGCCCACCGCGCCGCCAGGCGGGGGCGCUGUCCUGGCGCAGUCAGGGCGAAACGCCGUCGAGGCCAGAGGCCAAAUCCUCUACGCCCGCCGCCCCGCUGGCAAACUGGGCCAGGACCGGUACCUGGCACCCGUAGCUGGCACCCGCCAACCAGAUGUGGGCACCACACCCAGCGCGUGGCUCAACUCAGGGGCAGCCCUUCCUAUAGAGCCGCUGUCCACCGCCCAAACCUCGACGGCGGACUCGGCGAAGGAAGGGGAGUCUGUGAGGAAGAGUCCGGUCCAGCCGGCCGGUCUUCCUUCAGACAACGACAUCGAGUCCACCGAGGAGUGCGCCAUUUCCAUCUCCUGGCUGCCCGUAGAGAGAGCCGGGCCCCCGGGCACGGUCGAGCCAGCGCAGUACGGCUCGGACGCGUCCCUGACGCGCGGGGGAUCCCAGGCCAGCUCCGUCUCAGCACGCCCGACGCUGCAGGCCUCGGGCCCUGGGGAAGCAGCGCAAGGGGGCGGGUCUAGAUCGACCGUGCCCCAGUCCUCCAGUGUCCCAGGGGGCCGAGGCACCGGGAGCAAUGGCACCCUCAACUCUGGAGCGGAGGACAACCCCUGCCACACCAACCCCUGUCUGCACGGAGGGAGCUGUCUGCAGGAGGGGAGGGGCUACAGCUGCUACUGCCCACCGGGGUACUCCGGGGAGAGCUGCGAGAUCGACAUCGACGACUGCCAGUCGAAUCCGUGUCAAAAUGGAGGAACCUGCAUCGACGAGAUAGACUCCUUCGUCUGCUUGUGCCUGCCAAGCUACGGUGGGGCGACAUGUGAGAAAGACACAGAGGGCUGUGAGCACAACUGGAGGAAGUUCCACGGGCACUGCUACAGGUUCUUCACCCACCGGCACACCUGGGAGGACGCGGAGAAGGACUGCCGCGAGCAGAGCGGCCACCUGGCCAGCAUCCACUCGCCCGAGGAGCAGGACUUCAUCAACGGUCUGAGCCACGAGAACACCUGGAUUGGGCUGAAUGACCGCACAGUGGAGGAGGAUUUCCAGUGGACUGACAACAUGGCACAGCAAUACGAGAACUGGCGGGAGAACCAGCCGGACAACUUCUUUGCGGGCGGCGAGGACUGCGUGGUGAUGAUCGCGCGCGAGAAGGGCAAGUGGAACGACGUGCCCUGCAACUACAACCUGCCCUACAUCUGCAAGAAGGGCACAGUGUUGUGUGGGACGCCCCCCUCUGUGGACAACGCUUUCCUGAUUGGCCGGAAGAGGUCCCACUAUGACAUCCACUCUGUGGUGCGCUACCAGUGCGCCGACGGGUUCCUCCAGCGCCACGUGCCCACGGCCAGGUGCCGCGCCAACGGGAAGUGGGACCGCCCCAAGAUCAUCUGCACAAAGAGCCGGAGAUCUCACCGUUACCGCCGCCAUCACCACAAGGCCCGGCGGGAGCGCAGGAAGCACAAGAAGCACGGAGCGGGAGGCCACCGGGGCGGAGACCAGGAGCACGGCCACUUCUGAACCAAAAAUGCCCUCGCCGCCCACACCCCACCUCCACCCCUCCCCACCCAGCCCCGACCCACCCCCUCUCCUGCUCCCAGCCCCGACCCACCCCCUCUCCUGCUCCCAGCCCCUCAUCCUGGCUCCGGGGAGUCAGGCCGAAUCAUACUCAAACCUGAGGCUUGGGAGAGCACCGCUAGGCCUCACAGGGACAAUAACAAACACUUUAUACACCCCCCCUCCUCCUUCAUUCCGUCUGUCACAACUCCUUUUGCUAAUUCAGCUCAGACCAGGGCUGCCCAGUCCCGUUCCUGGAGAUCUAUUGUCCUGUAGGUUUUUACUCAAACCCUAACAAAGCACACCUCAUUCACCAGCAAGACAUCUUCUGGAGCUGCUAAUUAGUAGAAUUAGAUGUGGCAAAUUAGGGUUGAAAUGAAAGCCUGUGGGACUGUGGAUCUCCAGUAACAGGAUUUGGCAGCCCCGGCCUAGACCCUGGUUUACAGACCUGUUUCUCCUUUACUUAUUGUUCAGCUUGUUCUGUUUCAUUUUGGGUUUUUGUUUUUCUUAAUUGUUGAGGGUUGGAUUUAGUAAAACUAACUGUAAAUAUCCCUGUUCGUUAAUGCCGUGAACAAAUCAGAGUGAUUGGGAAAUACAUGGUUUUUCACAUUUUGCAUUGAUGUUUUACAUUAUCAUGUGUUCAUGGACAUUAUUAGCAUUUUCGCGGGUUCAUACACAUGGAUGUAAUCCCUGGCUCGAUUCUUUUUGGUUUGCAGAGAAAGCCAUUUCACUGUUUGUAUCUUUCGUCUCAAAGAUAUUGGAAGUCAUAGUUUUAAUGACUUCCAAAUAGUUUUUUGUUUUUUUGGCUUUGCCAGGAAUUGCUUUCCCAAGAUAUACUGGAGACUGGAUUGGUCUUCAUAUAUAGAUCUGUGGUGGACUGCCCUGCGUGUGCAGCUCUCUCUAGUGGUAGAUCGUUUAAUCCACAGCUGUAAGAUGGAUUUACAGUCUCUCUUGCCUGCAUUUAUCUUUCCAUAGUGUGUUUGUCCUCUGACAGGGCUCUUAUGUGACUUAUGCCCACUGAAGGGAAUUUGUGCUGUCAGCUUCUGUCAGCAAAAGCAACAAAUUCUGGGAAUCGUCACCCUUAUGCAUACCCAUGCACACACACACACACACACACACACACACACACACACACACACACCCGCCACGUCAUUGACAGCCCAACUACAAGCUGUUCCCAGCAGCCUUUGGGAAGAACUCUGCACUCUGCAAAAUUAGCUUUCCGUGCCUCGGAUUGGGUAGAUCGGUGAUGGGGGAAUGAAGUUUGAGCAGUCUCCCGCAGCGUUGCAUCCUGGGAGCAGUGAUCUGCUUGGCAUUCCAGAGGGUAUAGAACUGAAGCUUGGUUUGUUUGAACAGAAUUCUUAGAAGUAAAUAAGCACUGGUAUAGAUUGUGGGGGCAGUGUAGCUUAGCAUAGGUAACUAGCUUCACCCCCCUAGGGACUACAGAUUGAAAUGAACUGUUUGGCCAACUCUGGCAUUCUAUGCAUGGACGCAGUUGUCUGCAUGUUAAUUGGUGUGCACUGUCGCAUCAGCUAAAUGAAAUAAAUUAAUUCAAUUUUCAAAUAAAUGAAUAGGGGUCCUGGAUGGCCUGACCUGGUGGUUCUGGGGGCAGGGGGGGUGGAAGAUGGUCCUCAGAGAUAAAAUCUCAUGGGUUUGCUUAUGGGAACCAGCUGCCUUGUUUUUAAUUUAAGUAUGUCUUUUAGAAAGAGAUUCUACCUGCUGACUACAAGGCCAUGCCAGAUGUUCAGCUGCACCAAGACCAGGGGCUCAUCCCAAUCGCUUAUUUUAUCCGUCCUCUUCUCCUCGGUCCUUGUCUGACCCAGGAGUCGAUGGAGGUCCGCCAUCUUUAAGAACAUUCCAACCCAUUAAAAGAUCCUUGAAGCAACAAGGAGCUAGGAGGCCUCCGGUGGAUGCUUGAGCAAGGAUACAAAAGUAUUUUUUGGAAGGCGUGACAUAUAAAUGAUCGACUUAUGGAUCCACCUCUCCACAUCUGCCAUGUCUGUAACUGACUUGACUUGGCUUGACUGAACAAGGACCUUCCAUUUGCCUAAUACACGUUUCCUCGACUCCUUUGUUCUUGCAUCCUUCCCUUGUGCCCCCCAUUGGUUGGAGCUAAGGAGCAAGAAAUGAACGAGAUGAAAGGAUGAAAGGUGGUAAAAAUAAGUGAUUGGAAUGAGCCCCAGGCUUUUUUUUUUACCCCUCUCGGAAUGUCUUUUUUUAAAGCCAAAGCGUGCCCUUAUCUCUCAGGCUCAAUUCCCUUGACAUUACGUUACCCUGCUCCCUCUGCCUCCUCACCCAUAGCCUUUCUCCACCUGGCUUUAUCCACCUUGCCAAUGACAAAGAGGAGGAAGGUGUGACACAGGCCUGUGCGGUAUCUCUUCAAUUUUUUGUUUUUUUUUGUUCUGUAAGUGUGGCUAAUUAAUAUAGAGGUUAUCGUCACGGUCCCUGCCGCUCACCAGGGCAACAGUGGCUUUACAAUGAUGGGAAAGUGUCCCGGGGUCUGUCAUACCUGUCCCCCUCAGGUGGGAUGCUUUUGAGGCGCCAGAUAGCUGUCGAUCUGACCCCAGCUGCUUAAGAAGCAAACAUGCCAAGGAGGGCAAUGGAGGGUGUCCGAUGCGUUCAGAUUGACAUUUGCAGCCGUGUAAAAUUCAUUGCGAAAGCAGUGAUGUACAGCAGCCAGUGUUUCUCACCCUGCCAAAAGAGGCUAUGUGUGGAAGAGAAUAAGUGCUAUCUGCCAGCAUCUGAGAACAGACAGAGCUGUACAGAAAGUUCUAGAAAAAAACAGCUUCAAAGCUGUGAGGACAAGGCUGAUAGGAGUUAAAGGUCUUGGAAAUGAAUUGCCAGAGUUUGAUUUAGGUGUUUGUUUCUGUAUGUGCACAUACUGUAUUUGGUUGCAAGACUUCAAACUUGUGACAUAGUAUGUGAGGUAGCGUGUUAGCUCGUUAGCUCGUUAGCGGUUCCAUGGUCGUCCCCAGUCCUUGGUGAUGCAGGAGUCUGCUCCAGCGGUGCUCCCUGAAGAGUCGACUCCCCGGCCUGUGCCGCGCGCUGUGAGGACUGGUGUCUGUCUUCGCUGUCCUGAAGGAGCGCGGUCAACGGCAGCCCCUCCGCUCUCCCCUCAUCUGCAGUCUUCUCACGGAGACGCGGAGUCCCGGUAGAGAUCCGUGCCUCGGCUCCCGCCCCUUCCCCCCCAACGGCAGACAGACGGUAAAUGAUUUGGCCGCUAAAUCGUAGGCAUUAAUUAGGGAAAUGAGGAGCCGAGGGGAGGUUGCUCACAGCCACCAGGCAGCGCUCCUGCGAGAGCGGCUUAUAACCCCUCCGAGACUUCCCGCUCCGUUUUAAUUCGAUGGCUCAGUUCGCAUUACCUAAAGCUCGGGGUUCAUUUUUUCCAUCUGUAGAACGCGGGGAGUCAAAAGUAAGUUCAUAAUUAUACACUCCCUGUAUCCUUGAAAAACCGUGGCUGGAUGUAGCAUUGAUUCUCUCACAAUUUCAUCGGUUAAGUUGGAAGUCGAUGCGGCUCAGGGUGAAGUGACUGUAAUUGCGGUGGGGGGACGGAGAGGGUGCACUUAGGCUGAUGUGACGUCCCUCGAAGGUUUCUGCAAACAGAGCCGCGCCGGCUCAGCCAACGUUCCGGAGGGAAAGUCGAUGAGCCAGACUUGAGGAUUUGAGUUUCACCUCCUUUUCCCUCCUCGCCGCGUAAUGGAGGUGAGGGAAGUAGGAGGUAAACAGAAUCAGGAGCCGAGGUGCGGCCUACGCUCUCUGCCCUCUAUUUAAUCAAGCCCCCCUGCAUUAGCUCCACACAUCCAUCAGUGACCGGGAGCGCUGUUUGGUGUGAGCGCUGUUUGGUAUGAGCGCUGUGCACAUUUCCACUGUGUUAUCUGCAUUAGAAAAGCGUCAAGGGGACAUCAGUCUGAGGGGGCCGGCGACAAAGCGAGGGGAUUAACAUGGCGGCCCAGCCAGCCGCCGAGACCUUCCAGCAGCACGGAUUCAUCCUGCUGCUGCUGCUGCUGCUUUUAAUGUUCAGCCUUCUGACCAUAUAGUCUGAGUGUUCAGUGCUGUCCACAGAACACGUGACCUCAUUUGCAUAACGUGCUGAUAAGAGAAUCUUGUCCAUUUUUGGGCACUUAAUGAUCACGUGUCCUCCUCUACCCAUCCCAUGUCAAUUAGUUAUUGGUAGGUAACUAAUGAGCGUACACCGUUUUGGUAGGGAAGUUUUUACUAUUGUCUUUUGUCGUUUUGCUGGGAACAUGGUGCUUUUGUCUCUGGAGGGCAUGGUGCAGUUCUCUCUGUCUCAGGCCCACGCAGACGGUGGUCUGCUCAUUUGUGUCUAGCCCACACAUAGACUGCACAUUCAUUUUAACAGCAAUAUUUUGUCAGUUGGCUGGUAAGAGAAAUUGGCAGCUGGAAUUGAUGAUGCUCGCUCUCUAACGGAAGUUAUGUGUCACAGCAUGUGUUUCUCUUCAGUUGUUCUCUCCAGAGCUUUCUGGGAGGCUUGUAAGGGAAGUUAGUGUUGCUUUUACCGGCUUUAUUUUUGUUGACAGAUACAGAUUUGUACAAGUGUGCUUUAAAUCUGUUGUAAAACAGCCUCACAUAGUGUGUGUGUGUGUGUGUGUGCGCGUGCGUGUGUGUGUCUGUCUGUCUGUCUGACUGUCUGUGUGUUUGUUUGUGUUUGGAGGGAGAUAAUUGGGGAGGGGGUGGUGUGUGUGUGUGUGUGUGUGUAAUUAACAGCAAGAUUUCGCCCUGUUUUAAAUAUGUCAUGUCCAUAGCAGAGAGACCUAAAUCCAUCAAUCAGGCAACUCCUUUGGUGAGUAAUAUGUAUUCAUGACAAUAUGGUGUUAUGCAAUUGGGUGUGCAUCAGUCCAAAUUAAAUAAUUUGUUCAUAUUAUUGUUGUUUAUUCCCCCAAAUAGCCCUGAAAAGACUUUGUCUGGAAUGUAAACAUUUCUAAGCACAUGAUGUCAUGAGCUUGUAUUUAUUUCUCCUGUUUUAUUUGUUAGUUUUAUGUAAUCAUUUGAUUUAUUUUAAGUCCAUUUUUGAUUACUAAAAUAUAGACAACAAAACAAAUACCUUCACCAAUGAAACGCCUUUCAGGGUUUAAACCAGCAUUAGUUCCCGAGACAACUCGACAGUUACCAAACAAAGCCAGGCGUGAGACUUGUAUGGGGAUCUGUAAAGCAUUUCUACUCUCUGUGAUGUAAAUACUCUGUGGGAUUUUUUGAAAUUCUUUGAAAUCUGGUUGUGUUUGUUCCUUAGACUCUAUGGACCACACUCACAUGGCCCUUUCAACUAUGCCCAGAUCACCAGACAGAGAUGUGUCUACGCGAUGCCGUAUUAAAAGGAGACACCCCUAGCGGCUCAUACAGUAAAUUGAUAGAUUAAACUCCUUAUACACUGUUGAAUAAUGUGUGAGCAAGGAAGUCAGAAAAUUGGUAGGAAAGGCCAUGUGAAUGUGAUCUCUAAGUAUUAAUCAGUAUUUAUUGGUGUUCUUAUGAAUUACAGUCCUGUCAUUGUAUCAUAUUAUUUACAAAAGUGAAAAACAAUUCAUCAUUAAAAAAAACAUGAUUGGAUCAAUGACGUCAUUUAA